Molecule: messenger RNA, 3390 nt
Organism: Xylaria bambusicola
Lineage: Eukaryota; Fungi; Ascomycota; Sordariomycetes; Xylariales; Xylariaceae
Product: muts domain V-domain-containing protein
Exons: 1
Coding region: 1-3390 (1129 amino acids)
Biological process (GO): mismatch repair; mitotic recombination
Cellular component (GO): nucleus
Molecular function (GO): ATP-dependent DNA damage sensor activity; mismatched DNA binding; ATP binding
Source: RefSeq, a predicted model, not a curated record
AUGGCUGGCCCGACAAAAGAGAAGAGACAACAGUCUCUAACCAGUUUCUUCACUCCCAAGACCGUGAACGCCACUCCUCGCACGCCUUUGGGUCAAGCCCAUGAGCCUGCCAACUCUAAUGUGCAUGUCGACAGUUUCCUCGACGUGCCCCAAAAACGACCACUCGAGGAGGAUACCGACAACGGCAACCCGGCGCCGGUAAGGAAGAAGUCCAAGAGCACUCUUGUGGAGCGGCAGAGCACUACUCUUCCUAGAUCCAAAGCCGAGAGUCUCCCUGUUGCUACGCGUCCCAGUCAGCCGAACGCCCGCACGGAACGCUACCUUUAUGAUGGGUCGAGCCCCCGCGACGGACAGCACACGGUCAACGAGGAUGAACAGCAACAGGAUGAUGCGGAGGAGAAGAGGAGGAAAGAAGUGCUGCAUCGCAAGUUUGUGCAGAAACUCGGCCGGCCCGACAGCAUCGCACUGAUGAAGCGACGCAAUCACCAAAUUGACGAUGAGACUCAUGCUCUGAAUAAUGAAGACGGCGAGGAGGAAGAGGAAGACGACACGCCACAACCCACAAAGGCGAGGAAGAAGGGCGCCAAGACUGGCAAGCUCACACCAAUGGAGAUACAAUUCCUCGACAUCAAGAGGAAGCACACGGAUACGCUCUUAAUUGUUGAGGUUGGCUACAAAUUUAAAUUCUUUGGCGAGGAUGCACGAAUUGCUGCGAAAGAGCUUAGUAUAGUCUGUAUCCCUGGUAAGCUUCGCUACGAUGAGCAUCCAUCAGAAGCCCACCUCGAUCGCUUCGCGUCUGCAAGCAUACCCGUCCAUCGGCUCCCCGUCCAUGCGAAACGCCUGGUUGCUGCGGGCCACAAAGUUGGCGUUGUGCGCCAGAUUGAGACUGCAGCGCUGAAGAAAGUGGGAGACAACAGAAACGCCCCCUUUACAAGAAAGCUCACAAACGUCUAUACAAAGGGAACGUACAUCGAUGAAGUAGGGGAACUCGAUCAGCAAACAGAUGCCACUACUCCCGCGGGCGGUUAUCUCCUCUGUAUCACUGAGACGGCAGCCAAGGGUUGGGGCACCGAUGAGAAGGUUGAUGUAGGAAUUAUUGCUGUUCAGCCUGCCACAGGCGAUAUCAUCUAUGACAUAUUCGAAGACGGCUUCAUGAGAAGCGAGAUUGAGACGAGGCUUUUACACAUAUCGCCUUGCGAGUUCCUCAUAGUUGGCGAGCUUUCAAAAGCGACAGACAAGCUUAUCCAGCACUUAUCCGGCAGUUCCACAAAUGUAUUUGGCGACAGAAGUCGUGUUGAGCGGAUUGCCAAGUCUAAAACGCUGGCCGCCGAGGCGUAUUCACAUGUCACCCAAUUCUACUCCAAUAAACUAAAAGAAAAUGAAGGGGAUGACCAUGCCAGCGCGCUGUUGAACAAAGUUUUAAAGCUGCCCGAAGCUGUCACCAUCUGUCUUUCUUCAAUGAUCAACCACUUGAAAGAGUACGGUCUUGAGCAUAUUUUUGACUUGACUAAAUAUUUCCAGUCUUUCAGUGCUCGGCAGCAUAUGCUGAUUAAUGGUACUACCCUAGAGAGCUUGGAAGUGUACCGCAAUCAGACCGAUCACUCCGAGAAGGGGAGUCUCUUCUGGGCUUUGGACAAGACUUUGACUCGCUUUGGCCAGCGACUUCUUCGCAAGUGGGUUGGCCGCCCACUGCUUGAUAAAGAGCGCCUAGAAGAACGUGUUGCAGCUGUUGAGGAGCUCCUCAAUAAUGCCUCGACCGCCAAGGUCGAUCAGCUAGAGCAUACUCUGAAAACCACAAAAACCGACCUCGAGCGAAGUCUAAUCCGUAUCUACUACGGCAAAUGCACCCGUCCAGAGUUGUUGGCGGUGCUUCAGACCCUACAGAGAAUUGCUUCCGAAUUCACUCGCGUCAAAGACUCGUCAGACGCUGGUUUUAGCUCAGCAGCGAUAAGCGAAGCUAUCGCUUCUCUACCGCUUAUACUCCCUACUGUCCUCUCUUAUCUAGAACGCAUUAAUGCAGAAGCUGCCCGAGCUGACGACAAAUACGCGUUCUUCCGGGAGACCGAAGAGACGGAAGCUAUCACUGAUCACAAAUUAGGAAUCGCCUCGGUAGAACAAGAACUCGACGCCCACCGCAAGGUGGCCUCGUCGAAGCUUAACAAGAAAUCGCCAGUAUCCUAUGUGACGGUAGCUGGUAUCGAGUACCUCGUGGAAGUAGCAAACUCAGAUCUAAAACAUGUCCCGGCAUCAUGGAUCAAGAUCAGUGGCACUAAGAAGCUCUCGCGUUUCCACACCCCAGAAGUUGUGCGCCUAAUAUCGGAGAGGGACCAGCACAAAGAGGCCCUCUCCGCCGCCUGCGACGUGGCAUUCGCAUCACUUCUUCGAUCUAUAGCCUCAGAGUACCAACCCAUUCGGGACGCUAUCUCCUCUCUUGCGACCCUGGACUGCCUCCUCUCGCUCUCCAAAGUCGCCGCUCUACCAGGCUACACAAAACCCGACUUCCUCCCUUCCGACACGCCGCCCACCAUCUCCGUAACCGCCGGCAGAUAUCCCAUUGCCGAGCAAACCCUCGCCACCUCCUACAUCCCCUUCAGCACCACCCUCGCAUCUCCAACACCCCUGGCACACCUCAUAACAGGCCCGAAUAUGGGUGGCAAAUCCUCUUUUGUCCGCGCCGUCGCGCUCCUCGUCCUCCUCGCACAAAUCGGCUCCUACGUCCCAGCCGACUCGUUGUCACUGACGCUGGUUGACGCAAUCCACACGCGCAUGGGCGCCCGCGACAACCUGUUUCGCGGCGAAAGCACCUUCAUGGUAGAAGUCUCCGAGACAGCGCGCAUCCUGCGCUCUGCCACGCCCCGGUCCCUCGUCAUACUGGACGAGCUGGGCCGCGGAACAAGCACGUAUGAUGGCGCUGCUAUUGCGCAAGCUGUCUUGCAACAUGUCGUUGAGGACAUCCGGUGUCUGACUCUCUUUAUCACGCAUUACCAAAGCCUCGCCCGUGUCGCCGACGGGCUCGCGGGCAGGUGUACAAAUGUGCACAUGCGAUUCACAGCUGCCAAUAAACGGCGCUGCAACGGCGGUAAUAGCAGUAUGAUUGAGUCGCAGGAUGAGGAUUUGGGUCGAGACGAAGGUCAUUGCCAUGGUGAUGAGGAGAUUACAUUCCUAUAUGAGGUUGGCGAGGGUGUAGCUCACAGAUCUUAUGGUCUCAAUGUUGCACGCCUGGCACGGAUCCCGCGCAGAGUGCUAGAUGUAGCAGCCCAGAAAUCGCAACAAUUGGAGGAUGAGAUAAAAAGACGCAGAUUAGGCGGCGCCACCAAAUUAUUGGCAGACGUCCUAGCUAAUGGUUCAGAUCAGCUUGAUCAUCUUGUAUCUAGCAUCGAGCAGUUGUAA